AUGGCUCGCGCUCUCUCCGUCGCCCUUGCAAUCUUCGUCGGUGCAAUCCUGGCACUGUCUUUCGCUCAAGCAACGAGCGCCGAGGCGGCAGGCGUCGUCACAGCAGAAAACGCGGCGAGUACCGCCCUGCUCGAAGAAGUGCCGCGCGAGGCGCAGCGCCAUCGCAAGCUCAUUGAGUCAUUCGGCGAUGCUUCCUCAUGCCAGGCGGAGCGCGCGGUGAAAGUUCAAAGGUGCUACUCAGUGUACAAGAAUUAUCCUACCGCAGCCGCGAACUGCGCUCGCAACGUUCUGGGGAUGAACUUCUGCCCUGGCGAUUCGCAAUCGCCUCAAGAUGGUGCACAAGGGCCUCACCUGUGA
Closterium sp. Yama58-4 is the source of this 357-nucleotide messenger RNA. Lineage: Eukaryota; Viridiplantae; Streptophyta; Zygnematophyceae; Desmidiales; Closteriaceae. The record is from the annotation of a GenBank genome assembly.